AUGCCGCAGCUAGACUGCUGGUCAGGACCAGAUACUGGCAGUGGCGGAGGGCCAAGGGAGCAGGGGCGGUCUCGUAUCAUCCCUCCAUUUUCUCUUUCCUGUUUUUUGUGGCAUGUGCCCCUGGUCCUGUAUAUUUCCCCUGCUAAUCAAAUGGGUGCUUUGGCCUUCCGAAUCCAGCGUGUACAAAGUGCAGAUGACUGCCAAGAUCAUACUACACAUUUCAGACCUACCUUUGCCCUAGCAGGAGAACCUCUGAUCCUACAAUGCCCACCUUUCCAAUACAAAAACAUGGAAGCUGCCAACCUCUCCCUUAAUCUCACUUGGUAUAAAAAUGAUUCAACAACAUUGAUCCCUGCAGUAAGUGGAGAGAGAAGAAUUCUGUCUCAAGGUGACGCACUCUGGUUUCUACCAGUCUCUCUGCAGGACUCUGGUGAAUAUAUUUGCACUCGCAGGAAUUCCUCUUACUGUGCAGAUGUGUCUGUAUAUCUACAAGUGUUUGAUAAAAGUGCUGCUCGUGAGAUUUCCUUUUUCCAGAAGGCCUUCACACUCAGCUGUGCAGAGGUGGUUUGUGCUAACUUAGAAGAUUUUGUACAAAGGAAUACCAGUUAUGAACUCAAAUGGUACAAGGCUUCUACACCACUGAAUAUAGAUGAUAAAAAAUUCAUUGCUUCAAAGGGCACAGAUCAUCUCACCAUCAAUUCUGUGACCUCAGAUGAUGCGGGCUACUAUACCUGCCAAAUGGCCUUUGAACAUGAAACAAAGCAAUAUAAUAUUACCAGGACUAUUCACCUUCAGAUACUCGGUAAUAAGCUAAAAAGCAUACCUGUGAUUAUAUAUCCAACAGAGAGGAUUAUACUGGCAACUAUUGGUUCCCAACUGAUCAUCCCAUGUAAAGUGUAUGUUGCAGCAAGCAAUAAGUAUUUUACGGAUGUCUGGUGGCAGGCAAAUGAUACAUACAUUGAUUUGGUUUACCAGAAGGGCAGAGUCAUAGAAGGCGAGCGCCAGGAACAUGUUGAAAAUGGUGACACUUACAUUGAGGUGCCGCUGAUUUUUGAAAUUGUCAAAGAAGAAGAUUUCAAUACAGAUUUCAAGUGUAUGGCUACUAAUACACGGGGGCAUCAAAUGCAUAUGACGCAGGUCAAACCAGGAGAGCCUGGUCCAUCCUGGUACUUCUCAGCAAUUCCUGUUGCUUUGGUCAUUCUAAUUGUGGGAGGUGUGUGUAUUCACAAAUGCUGGAAGCAAAGAUCUGCAAGAGGAUAUGCCUUGACCAAAUUCUAA
This is a messenger RNA of Sphaerodactylus townsendi, 1278 nucleotides long. RefSeq names its product interleukin 1 receptor type 2 (gene IL1R2). The transcript is spliced from 9 exons. The coding region runs from base 1 to 1278 and encodes 425 amino acids. NCBI's taxonomy places the organism in Eukaryota, Metazoa, Chordata, Lepidosauria, Squamata, Sphaerodactylidae. Gene Ontology annotation, molecular function: interleukin-1 binding; interleukin-1, type II, blocking receptor activity. The record is from RefSeq and is a predicted model, not a curated record.